Aspergillus ibericus CBS 121593 is the source of this 1608-nucleotide messenger RNA. RefSeq lists its product as uncharacterized. The record is from RefSeq and is a predicted model, not a curated record. The transcript has a single exon. The coding region runs from base 230 to 1570 and encodes 446 amino acids. Lineage: Eukaryota; Fungi; Ascomycota; Eurotiomycetes; Eurotiales; Aspergillaceae.
GUACAUCGAAUUAAUGGUACAUAAUCCUCAGAUCCAGACCAAUGAGACGGCUAGGACGUAUACGCCGGGAAGCAGGCCCGGCAAGUCUCCAAGGCAGCCGAGACCCUAAUUCUCUUGACCGCAGCGUCACCAUGAUAGCCACUGAAUUCUCCCAACCCUUAUACAGCUGAUCCCUUAUGACAUAGCCUGAACAUCAUGCUUCUCGAAACCUAUAUAAUCUCGUUGCGGGAUGCUUUCAAAUCCUCUACUUUUCCCCACCACGCUCUUCGAUCUUCGUUCCUUCUUCAAACCCACCACCAUGAUGUUCUUCUCUACCCCCAUCCUGGCCGCAGCCUUGGCCCACUAUGCCCUAGGUUUUCCCCUCGACAACACUCCUACCCCGGUCCCAGCCCAACCUCCCGCCCCGACCAAUGCUCCGGACCAGGGCCCCAACCCUAGUGCCGCUGCCCCCGGCAUCGGAGCCACCGUGACCAUCACUGUCUCGCUGCCCUGCUUCGGUGCCACCGCAACCCUGAACCCGACCCUGGGACUCAAUGCCCGCGAAACCGAGGCCGCAGCUGGCUCCGGCUCCAGCAUCGGCAUCCUUCCCAGCUGUCUGCCCUCUCUCCCGGGUCAGACCAAGGGUCAGGGACCUUCCAAACCAUCUUCCCCCAUUGCGACCCCCUGCAUCUUCCCCAGCGUCUCCCCCAGCGUCAUUGAUCCUGGCAACAACGGUGACAAUGACAAUGACAAUGACAAUGGCAACGGCAACGGCAACGGUAACGGUAACGAUAACGAUAACGGCAAUGGCAAUGGCAAUGGCAACGGAAAUGGCAAAGGCACCGACAACGGCGACGACAGUGACGAUGACAACGACACCGACGACAGCAGCGUCAGCAGCAAACUCCUUGUGCCAUCAAGCAGCGGCGUCCCCAUCACCAAGCCAAUCCAAUCCAAAGUUGUUACUACAUCUACUACCUCCAUCAAGGUCCAGACUUCGAUUUCCCCCUCGCUGCCCGCCACCGUCACCCCCUCCGCAACCUCCUCCCCUAUCUCCACCCCGAAGCCGAAGGUGUCUGUCUUCUCCUCCCGCGACGAAGAGGAGUUCCAGACCCAGUCUGAGACCCCCGGUGCCAGCGACCCUACCAGCAGCAGCACCAGCACUAGCACCAGCACAACUAAACCGAUCACCAAGUCUGAGGAAGUGACAGUUACGACGACCCCUACACCGAUCACCAGCAGCGCCAGCACAACUACACCGAUCACCAAGUCCGAGGAACUGAUCUCUACAAUCCCUGCCCCUACCCCCACCACCACCUCUUCAUCCUCUUCUUCCUCCUCGUCCACGUCUGGCAGCUCUACUACUACUGCUUCGGCUACACCCACAACCAAAGUCCCCAUCACCAGCACCUCUUCCACCACUUCUUCCCCCUCCACCGCCACUCCAACUACAACCAAAGCAACCUCUUCAACCAGCUCAACCAUCACCACAACCAACAAACCAACCCCCACCACUAAAUCUCUCACCGAGCGCGACGACGACCCCAACGCUCCCAUUCGAGUCCCCACCACUAUCCCAGGGAUUCUCUAAUCCAAAUAUGAUCCAGAAAAAAGGAAAAAAGGAAUAAA